Oryzias latipes (Japanese medaka) is the source of this 468-nucleotide messenger RNA. RefSeq names its product peptide YY-like. Gene Ontology annotation, cellular component: extracellular region. The record is from RefSeq and is a predicted model, not a curated record. NCBI's taxonomy places the organism in Eukaryota, Metazoa, Chordata, Actinopteri, Beloniformes, Adrianichthyidae. Gene Ontology annotation, biological process: feeding behavior; neuropeptide signaling pathway. Gene Ontology annotation, molecular function: neuropeptide hormone activity; neuropeptide Y receptor binding.
CAGGGUUGGGAAUCUGACAGACGAGCCUUGAUCAGUGAGAAAACCCACUUCUGCAGGAUUUUUAAAAGAAACUGUCCAUCGCUGGGAUGUCUCCAAACUUUCUGGCUCUCUGCCUGCUCCUCUGUUUUUUCUCCGGCACAAACGCAUAUCCAGCCAAGCCUCCUGGUCCCCGGGAAGGAGCGCCACCUGAGGAGCUUGCCAAAUAUUAUUCUGCACUGCGACACUAUAUCAAUCUCAUUACAAGACAAAGGUAUGGAAAGAGAGACAACCCAGACACUGUGUUUUCAGAUUUAUUAGUGAGGGAAAGCACCGAGAGCGUCCCGGGCUCCAACUAUAUCAGGUAUGAGGGUCUGCCUGUGUGGUGAUGGAGCUGUGCCAUUGGGCUGUUUUGAAAACUGCUCUCAUGUCUGCCAGUGAUUUUACAUUACCCUGUAUUUGCAUGGAAUAAAGACUGGAUUAAGAACACUA